Messenger RNA from Misgurnus anguillicaudatus (oriental weatherfish), 2541 nucleotides. The record is from RefSeq and is a predicted model, not a curated record. NCBI's taxonomy places the organism in Eukaryota, Metazoa, Chordata, Actinopteri, Cypriniformes, Cobitidae.
GGUGAUAGACCAUUGAAAGACCGAAACCCAAGAUAUUAUAAGAUAUAAGACGGAACAAAUUCUGGAAUCUGUUCAAUACAAUUGUCUGGACCUCUUUGUGCGCCCUCCACAGGAGAAACGAGAGCAUCCCAAGAAAGAGGCUGAGGGACUCAGAAGGAUGCUGAGAGCUCGUCGCUCUACCAGCCCUGUUAGAGGGACAUCAACCCAGCGCAGUCCCACCCGAAACUCUCCUGUUAAAGGUGGUACCUAUGAUUCAGAGCUGAUGAGGGUAUUGCGAGAAAGAGAUGAGUUGCAAAAUAUGUUGGAUAAGUACGAGCGCCACAUGUCAGAGAUCCAGGCUAACAUUAAAGUGCUCACAGCUGAGCGGGACAAGACAAGAAUGCACUACCAGCAGGCUCAGGAAGAAAUAGCAGCUCUACGGCGAGAAGUGAUGAAGUCAAAAGCGGUGCGAGGUCCCAAAAGUAGUGUGACAGCUCAGAGCAUCCUCAAGCGACUGGAGGCUGAGAGGGACGAGGCUGCUGCAGACCUCCAUCAUAUGACCACAGAGAGAGACAGCCUGAGAGAGAGACUCAAGAUCUCUCAGGAGACAGCCAUCAGUGAGAGAGCUCACCUGGAGCAGAGCGUGGAAGACCUGCAGUCUGCUGUACUGACACUGGAGCAGGAAAGAGGGGAGCAGAAAAGCAGACAGGCUCAGAUGAGGGAGACCAUGAUUGGCCUGGAGCAGGAACUCCAUACACUUGGUAGAAAACUUAAUAGCAGCGAGGAAGAGCUCAAUCGCAUCAAGAUCGAGUGCAGUAGCCUCAGACUGUCAAACAAUCAGAUGGAAAGUUCUCUGAGUGAGACGCAGCGGCGACUGGCCAGCAGGAUUGGAGAGCUGCAAAAAGUUCAGGAGAGAAAUAAACUGCUCGAUGAAAAAAACGAGUCUCUGCUGAGGCAGGUAACAGAGACGCGAGAUGAGGUCGGCACGCUGCAGCGCACCAUCUCCGAACUGAACCAGCACCGAGAAACAGUGCAGAAACAGCUGGAGAAGAAGAGUGAGCUGCUUAGCACAGCAAAUAACCAGCUGGAUGAGAGGGAAAAAACCAUCAGGAGUUUGAGGCUGAGAACUGAGGAUCUUGAAAAAUCUUUAAUAACUCUGAGGGAAACUGUGGUUGGUAGAGAGAGAGAGCUAGAUGUUUUGAGGAGGAAGAUGUCAGACUGUGAAAAGGAGAUGUUCACAGUAAGGAAAGUCAAAGAUGCCAUGUUGCAAGAGAAUGGUCAGCUCAGGGCCGACCUUGAUCAAGCACAUCUGGACAACCAGGCUAUGCAACUUAAGCUAGAUGAAGCUACUCAGGAAGUAGAAGACUUGCAGAGAAAAGUACAAGAUCACGUUGCUGACAUCUCAUGUACUGAAGAUCUGCUAUCUGCUAAGGAGCAGGAGUGUCGGGAUCUGCAGGAUUCCAGAAGGAAAGCAUCCAUACAGGCGGAAAGCUGGGAGAAACAGACCAGACAAGCAGAAACCACCAUCACAGAAAUCCGGACUGAGCUUCGCGACUCAAAGAUUGAGAUGCUUCGACUUAAAGAAAGAGCAGACAGCCUUGAGAAAAGCCUGCAGGAAGCACUGAGUGCAGAACGAAGCUGCAAUAGUCAGCUAUCUCAGCUGAACAGAAAGAUGAUUAACAUGGAGGAAGAUCUGCAUCAGGCGCAGACUGAGCGUGGACAAGUGCAAAUGGACCUGGAAAAAACGCGAGAGCUGUGCAUCAAACUGGAUGCCAACAAAGAGGCUGUUCAGCAUGAACUGGAAUCAUGUCGCUCAGAGGUGGAGUUGUUGCAGAAACAGCUGGCCAGUGAACGGUUAUCUGUUCAGAGUCUGGAGAGUCUGCUGGUGUCUGCACGAGAAAUGGAACUUCAGAGACAGCUCACUUCUCAAGAACGACAGGCUGAAAUUCAAAUACUCAGGGACAAACUUAGCAUGGCUGACAGCAAAGUGAGUUCUCAGAGCUGGGAAAUGUCUCAGCUGAGGUCACGAUCAGCCCAGCUGGAAUCAGAUCUUGACAUGACCAAAAGACAACUGUCGACUGAGCGCUUUGAAAGGGAGCGUGCAGUACAGGAGCUGCGCAGACAGGGUCUCUCAACUCUCUCUCCUGUCCUUUCUUCCACAAUGCGCUCUUCAUCUACCUCACGUCCUCGUUCCCUGAGCCCUCACAGAUCCUGGUCUCAGGAACGCUCUCAUCACAACUUAACAGACCCUCUGCUUGUGUCACACUACCCCGACAGGAGUUUGGCUUUCAGGGAUCUUAAUGGCUGAGAAGUUUAAAACACAAAAGAUUUUGUGGGGGGAGUUUUUGGCAAGAAAUAAAUUCAUUACACUGAUAUUAUAUAGGUUUUGGUCAUGUAUUUCAAUAAACCAAUAAAUGUAUUUUUAAUUGAUGUUUAAUUCACAAAAAUUUAAUUCUGUUUGAUUGAUUUUUGUUUUUUUCACAUACAUUUUUACAUAUUUCGUAUGUCACUGCAUGUGACAAAUUUCAUUUCUCCUGAAUACACAGUUUUUGCUUCACUAUA